CGAAUGGUGCGGUGUGGUACAGCUUUCCUCAAGAGAAGGGUGAUAAAUCUUCGCUUCAGCGAAGGGUGCGGUGCGGUAUAGCUUUCCUCAAGGGAAGGGUGAUAAAUCUUCGCUUUAGCGAAGGGUGGGGUGCGGUGCGGUAUAGCUUUCCUCAAGAGAAGAGUGAUAAAUCUUUGCUUCAGCGAAGGGUGCGAUGCGAUACAGCUUUCCUUAAGGAAAGGGUGAUAAAUCUUCGUUUCAGCGAAGAGUGCGGUACGGUAUAG
Messenger RNA from Ambispora leptoticha, 263 nucleotides. The record is from the annotation of a GenBank genome assembly. NCBI's taxonomy places the organism in Eukaryota, Fungi, Glomeromycota, Glomeromycetes, Archaeosporales, Ambisporaceae.